GCAUGCGCAAAGAGAUCGGACAGUUCUGCUAGAUUAAUGACAAUAACGUCAAGCUUGCUAGCUGCAAUAUAAGCAAAUAUAAGAUGAAAGAAGCUAGCUGGGCGCUAAUAAGUCGGUGUUUAUGCUUGUCGUCUAUUAUAUACGUAGUCAUGUCGUAUAACAUACAUCUUUAAUUCGUCAUGUCAGGAUAAAAAUCGUCUUAGUGCGCGGGAAGCUUCUCAGGCUAGUUUAGCUUGCUAGCAGCCAGCUAAUAAAGAGAGUCGGAAGUAUUGAACACGUCAAAAAUCGGAGAUAAAGUCUAAGUGUUAAGUGUUGUGAUUGUGUGAACAUGUGCGAAAGAGCGAUAGCAGAGUACGAGGUCAAACGUUCUCAAACAGAAGAUGAGAAAAAUCGACGACGUCAACUACUGGACGCUGUUUUCAGGAAACAUCAAGGUGUGUUACUCCGAGCAGAUGUCAGUGAGACUCUUUCCCCAGCGGAGCAGGAGUUGCCACCACUCCCUCACAUUAAAGAGGAAGAAGAGGAACGCUGCAUCAGUCAGCAGGGAGAGAAUCUUGACGGACUGGAGGAGCUCCCAUGGAUUCGUGUCGUUGUAAAGAGCGAAGAUGAUGAAGAAGAGGCAGUUGAUGAAGAUCACUGUGGAAGAUCACAAGCAGACAGCCUCUUAGCUCCACUAUCAGACACAAUGUCACACUCUCCUGACACCGAUGAUGAAGACUUGUCAUGUCAAAUUGACAACACGCACUGGAAAUGUUUCCAGUGUGACAAAACAUUUAAUGACCGUAGUAAUCUGAAAAGACACAUAAGAAGCCACACGGGGGAAAAACCAUUUAUGUGUUUAGUUUGUGGUAAGAAAUUCUCUCAGAAAGUACACUUGGUCACACACACAAGAAUACACACAGGAAAGAAGGCUUUUUCAUGUUCGGUGUGUGGUGUCGAUUUUGAACGAAAGCAAGAUCUGAAAAUGCACAUGAGAAUACACACCGGUGAAAAACAUUUUACCUGUUCAGUCUGUGGUAUUGGUUUUGCACAAAAUCGCUAUUUGAAAAAACACAUGAGAAGACACACCGGGGAAAAGCCAUAUUUCUGUUCAAUCUGCAACAAAUGCUUUUCUGACCGAACACCACUUGUAGUCCACAUGAGAACUCACACGGGUGAGAAAGUGUUGGGUUGCAGUGGGUGUAAAGAAAGAUUCUCUUAUAAGUACCAGCUUAACAAUCACAAGUGUGCUGGUGAGAAGGACAGCACUACAUAAAGCCGCAGGUGUUGUCACCAAUGUAAUAACUUUGACUUUUUAACAUGUGUGACAUUGUCGUUGUAACAUGCUUCUUACCAUUUCAACAAACUUCAUUGCUUUUUGAUCGGGGUACAUAAUAGAAAAGUGUGUACAUUGAUACAAAUUUCCCCCUAGAAAAUAAUGAUUAAUUGGUUCCAGACUCAACAAAAGUUAUGUUUGUGAAAGUCUGUACAUGUUAAACACAAUUGUGAUGGGUCAAAUGAUAACAAAGCAUUUAUACAUUAUGAAACACAGUUAUACUGUGUCCAUUGUUGCCUCGGUGUGUCACUUUAAGAAAAAGAAAAACAAUACAGCUUCUGUGUAAUUAAAACACUCCUUUCGGCUUACGAGUGACAGCUCCUACUGAAAGAAGUCAGAGGAGUGGCGUGCCGCGUUUGACAUCGGUAUUCGUCGCCUUCAUCGAUCUAAACGGAACUAAGUAAAAGGAAACAUCCCGAAGUGUGGUAUCGUUUUGAUCUUAUAGUGCCAAACAAGGUGAAUGUUCUUUUCCUGUUUACUAUUUCGCUCAAUGACCCGAGUUGCACGUUUCAUAGUCUGUUGUGGACAGCUAUUCAUUUAAAGCAAAAUAAAUAUGCAGUAUAUUCGCUAACUAUACAUUUGGUUUACAGGUCAUAUGUAGUGACAUUUUAAUCAGCAAAUGGCGCCAUUAUGGAAGAGUAACACUGUCAGUGCAGUGUCAAUACAUCCAGUGAGUGUGCCACACACUCACCAAGGCCUCAUUUAUACAUCAAUACAAUGCGUUAAUGUAUAAUGUAUAAGAAGACAAGGGGGCAUUGGAUCAAUUAUAUUUACAAAUACAUCCUCCUUGCCGACUAACACAAGUCACUCUCGUGCGCUUGCAUUUGGAAAUAGCAUAAUUCCUUAACUUUAACAACCAGGUUGCUUCAAAAAGUUAGAGCAAAAAAACAAUCUAGUCUGGGUCCUUAAUUGAGUUUGCUUCCAGACGAGUUUGUUUGGCUUCACUUCUGUAUUAUGACUUAUGUCAUUUAAAAGGCGAAUUUCAUGUACAGUAUACAAAUGAGUGUUUUCUAUAUAUCCUAUUUGUGGUGGUGUCAGUCAUAUAAUCAUUGUAUAAUUUGCAUAAUUGGCUAUGAUGCAUGUCUUUUCUAUCAAAAGCUAAUAAAAUGUUACUCUUAAAAACAAAACUGUGUUAUUAGUAUUAAGAUCAUUUUCUUGUUUGUCGUUCUGUUCUAUUUUUCCGUAUGAUGCUUUUUAUUACUGCUAUGUAACA
Messenger RNA from Nerophis lumbriciformis (worm pipefish), 2528 nucleotides. RefSeq lists its product as uncharacterized. The record is from RefSeq and is a predicted model, not a curated record. Gene Ontology annotation, cellular component: nucleus. NCBI's taxonomy places the organism in Eukaryota, Metazoa, Chordata, Actinopteri, Syngnathiformes, Syngnathidae. Gene Ontology annotation, molecular function: DNA-binding transcription factor activity, RNA polymerase II-specific; RNA polymerase II transcription regulatory region sequence-specific DNA binding. Gene Ontology annotation, biological process: regulation of transcription by RNA polymerase II; embryo development.